Molecule: messenger RNA, 2438 nt
Organism: Brachypodium distachyon (stiff brome)
Lineage: Eukaryota; Viridiplantae; Streptophyta; Magnoliopsida; Poales; Poaceae
Product: DEAD-box ATP-dependent RNA helicase 7
Exons: 13
Coding region: 84-2168 (694 amino acids)
Molecular function (GO): helicase activity; RNA binding; ATP binding
Source: RefSeq, a predicted model, not a curated record
CUCUCUCCCCCCCUCUUUCCCGGCUGCGCAACCCCUGCAGCCUCCCACCUCUCCCGCGCCGCCACCCUCCGCCUCGUUACCCUAUGCCUUCCAUCGCCACCGUUGCCGAGCCCAUGGCUGUCGACGACUCCGCCUCCAAGAAGGCCAAGCGCAAGCAGCUCAAGGCCGAGACCGCUGCGGCCGAGGCGAUGGAGACGGCCUCAUCGGGAAAGAAGGAGAAGAAGGAGAAAAAGCGCAAGGCGAAGGAGCCAUCCCCUCCUCCUCCCGCCUCCGACGAGGAGGAGAGGAGUAGCACCAGCUCCGAUUCGGAGCCGGCGCCCGCGGCAAAGAAGGCCAAGAAGGAAAAGAAGGACAAGAAGAAGAAGUCCGAGGAGGAGGUGGAUGACGACGGUGAGCUGACCGCCAGCGGCGGCGACGAGGAUCCCGCCGACCCAAAUGCGCUUGCUAAUUUCCGGAUUUCCGAGCCGCUGAAGCAGAAGCUCAAGUCCAAGGGGAUCAACGCGCUGUUCCCCAUCCAGGCCACCACCUUCGGCCUUGUCCUCGACGGCCACGACUUGGUCGGCCGCGCGCGCACUGGACAGGGUAAAACUCUGGCUUUUGUUCUGCCCAUAUUGGAGUCAUUGGUUAACGGGCCACACAAGGCAACGAGACGAACCGACUACGGUAGGCUUCCAAGUGUUUUGGUUCUGCUACCUACCAGAGAGCUAGCCAAUCAGGUGCACGCUGACUUUGAGUUUUAUGGUGGAGCAUUUGGGCUUUCUACAUGUUGCGCAUAUGGUGGUUCGCACUAUCGUCCCCAGGAAAUGGCAAUGAGAAAGGGGGUUGAUAUUGUUGUUGGGACUCCUGGCCGUGUCAAGGAUUUCAUUGUAAAGGGAACUCUCAAUCUGAAGUCUCUGAAAUUUCGUGUCCUUGAUGAGGCUGAUGAGAUGCUUAACAUGGGAUUUGUUGACGAUGUUGAACUUAUUCUUGGCAAGGUUGAAGAUGUUACAAAAGUACAAACACUUCUUUUCAGUGCGACUCUCCCAGAGUGGGUAAAGAAGCUCUCUAUGAGGUUUCUGAAAGCUGACAAGAAGACGGUUGAUCUUGUUGGCAAUGAGAAAAUGAAAGCUAGUUCAUCAGUCAAGCAUCUUGCUCUUCCUUGUAACCGUGCUGCAAGGUCACAAAUUAUUCCAGACAUCAUUAAAUGCUAUAGCCGUGGUGGACGGACCAUUAUUUUCACGGAGACAAAAGAAUCAGCAUCAGAGCUGUCUGGUUUGAUUCCUGGAUCCCGUGCAUUGCAUGGAGAUAUCGCGCAAGCUCAACGAGAAGUUGUUAUUGCUGGAUUCAGGAGCGGGAAGUUUCUUGUUUUGGUUGCUACAAAUGUGGCAGCACGAGGUCUGGACAUCAAUGAUGUGCAGCUUAUCAUUCAGUGUGAGCCUCCACGUGAUGUUGAAGCUUACAUACACCGGUCAGGUCGGACAGGGAGAGCAGGAAAUACUGGCGUUGCUGUCAUGCUUUUUGAACCCAGAUAUAAAUAUAGUGUGACCAGAAUAGAGAGGGAGUCUGGGGUGAAGUUUGAACAUAUAUCUGCGCCACAGCCUACUGAUGUGGCACAAUCUGCUGGCAAUGAAGCAGCAGAUGCCAUUGCAAGUGUCUCGGACAGUGUUAUUCCUGUUUUCCGGCAACAAGCAGAGGAACUGUUGAGCUCUUCCAGCAUGUCUGCUGUCGAUCUACUAGCCAAAGCACUUGCAAAGGCAGUUGGUUACACUGACAUAAAGAAGAGAUCUUUGCUUUCUUCUAUGGAGAACUACACUACGUUACAACUUCAAACUGGCAGGCCGAUGUAUACACCAGGGUUUGCCCUUACUACUUUGAAGAGGUUCAUGCCAGAAGAUAAACUUUCAGAUGUACAUGGUAUAACCCUCACCGCUGAUGGGACUGGUGCUGUAUUUGAUGUUCCUUCAGCAGAGGUUCAAGAUUAUAUUCUAGGCUCUGAGAACGCGGCCAUGGUGACGCUUGAUGAAGUGAAACAACUGCCACCGUUGCAAGAGAGGGAGCAGCAGUCAAGGGGCAAUUCUGGUGGGUCAAGGUUUGGCCGAGGCGGCGGUGGCAGGAGAUUUGGGGGUGGUGGUGGCCGAGGCGGCGGUGGUAGAGGCAGGGGCGGCGGCGGGAGGUUCAACAGGAGGUGAACACUGAGCAGUACAUCCAUUUUUGCGGGAUUUUGAGUGAGAAGGCACAGGGAAUCAUCAAAGUUUUGACUGCGCCGUGUAUCGUUUUUUCUAUUUGUUUGUUAACGUCUGUCCCUGAGAUUAUGGCGAUCAAGUUUGCUAGCCGGAAGAAUGUAGAACUGAACUGUAGAAUAUUGAUCCGAGACUCAUCCACUCUUAUGAAUGAAGCUAUAUAUGUUGUUUUGAAAUACAAGUGAUCACAUGAAGUAAUGUCAUUUACGUGCAAAUCUA